Molecule: messenger RNA, 351 nt
Organism: Cryptosporidium muris RN66
Lineage: Eukaryota; Apicomplexa; Conoidasida; Eucoccidiorida; Cryptosporidiidae
Exons: 4
Coding region: 1-351 (116 amino acids)
Source: RefSeq, a predicted model, not a curated record
AUGAUACAUUUUGGUCCAGUAGCUAGAGUAUUAACUCAAAUAGUACUUAUAGCAGGGAAUGCAGUCUUACGUGUGACACUCCAUGCUUAUAAGGAAAGUAUAGUAAAUGGUAAACCAAUAGAUAUAUUAGUAAACUCAUUAAAUAAAAGGAUGAGUAUAACUGAAGCAACCAAGACACUUGGGUUAGAAUCAAUGUCUUCAAUAAAAAAAGAAGAUAUAUUAUCUAGAGCCAAAAGAAUGAUUGAAAUAAAUGAGCCAAAUAUUCAUAUGAAUUAUAGAGGAUCUCCUUAUAUUCAAGAAAAAGUCCGAAUAGCUGAGAAAAUACUAUAUGAAAGUAUCAGAAAUAGCUAG